Messenger RNA from Gambusia affinis (western mosquitofish), 5218 nucleotides. It is a transcript of the gene nyap2a, whose product is annotated as neuronal tyrosine-phosphorylated phosphoinositide-3-kinase adaptor 2a. The record is from RefSeq and is a predicted model, not a curated record. The transcript has 8 exons. NCBI's taxonomy places the organism in Eukaryota, Metazoa, Chordata, Actinopteri, Cyprinodontiformes, Poeciliidae. Gene Ontology annotation, biological process: neuron projection morphogenesis; phosphatidylinositol 3-kinase/protein kinase B signal transduction. Bases 562 to 2625 code for a protein of 687 amino acids.
GUUCAGUCAAGCAGAACCCGUCCAGCUGUACGGUUGGUGUCUUCGUUAGUCCUUCAGAGACGUUUGUUCCUUGGACACUAUUUGUCUGAACCGAACCGAGUCCGGUUCCUGGGUCUGGAUCACUGGUCCGAAAAUCAGAGAGCUGUGACAUCACACGGUGGUGGAGAAACACCAUGUGACCUCAUCACACACACACACACACACACACACACUGAGGCAGCGUCAGCAGGAGGAGGAGCCAGCAGGCUGAGGAUGCUGUCAGGUUGCCGUGGUUUCAGCCUCCUGCUUCUUGAGCCGACCGUUGCGUGCGCGGCCGAAGGCUGAGAGCCGUGAGGAUUUAUGACAGGACGGAGGAGAGGAGGAGAGGAGGAAAGGAGGGGAGGAGGAGGCUGUGACAGCAGGAGGUGUUGAAGGGUGGAUUAUCGCUGCCGCAGAAAAACAUCAGAGUCAUCGUUUCCUCUGAGUUCCGGCCAUCAGGAAGCUCCAUCUGAGCAGAGGGAGGACUGAAGGAGGGAUGGAGGGAGUGUGAGUCCUCGCUGGUCCUCAGAUCCGUGGGAAGUCAUGACCUCUCAGGACGAGGCGUCUUCCUUCAGGAGGUUCUUUCAGUACGUGGAGGACAGCGCGCUCCGAACAUACGACGGUCUGGUGAUCCAAAACGCGUCCGACAUCGCCAGAGAGAGCGACCGCGUUCGGAACCAGACCAACUGGACCUACCUGCAGGAGAAACACCAGAAGAAGAGACGGCAAGAAGAGGCCAUCAAGAGGAUUGGAGAAGACGUCGCCACGGCCUCAGAUGGGGCAUACUCUGGAAAACAUUUCAGGAUGGGCUUCAUGACGAUGCCGGCGCCACAGGACCGACUGCCCACGUCAACCCAAGGCUUCACUGUGCGAUCCCAGUCUCUUCACUCAGUCGGCGGCGGAGAGGAAGACUCCAACCACAGUCGCAAGCAACCUCCACCCAAACCCAAGCGAGACCCGACCACCAAACUGAGCAGCAGCUCUGAGGCGGUGGAUGGAGUCUGUGGUUUCAUAAAGAGAGAGUAUCAAGAAGCAAAAGAUGGUGCAGAACUUUCAGAAGCUCGAUACCAUCACCACAGUGAAGAAUCCAGGAAGAUGCCUCCACCCAAACCCAAGAGAGACCCAAACACUCAGCUUAGCUCCUCUUUUGAUGAGUCCUACGUCCGUAACCACUGCAGCAAGAAGUCUUCCCUCCAAGGCGACAAAUCCUCGUCUCAGAGUCACAGCCCGGCAUCCAGAGACACGGACGACGAAGAGCCGGUUUACAUCGAGAUGGUCGGAAACAUCCUGCGAGAGCUGAAAGGUCAGGAAGCCGUGGACGACGAGCAGAGCGAGUCUGUGUACGAGGAGAUGAAGUACCCGAUGCUGGAGGACUUUCUGCAGGAUGUGCAGACCACCAUCAUCGACAGUGAGGCGUGGUCUUCCCGCGGUUCGUUCUGUGACAUUCCUCCACCCUUCCCAAACCUCCUGACGCACCGCCCUCCGCUGCUCGUCUUCCCGUCCGCCCCGGUCCAGUGCUCCCCCAACUCCGACGAGUCCCCUCUCACCCCGCUUGAUGUCACUCGUCUGCCUAUGCUAGAAAACGUUAGCUUGAGUAAAUCGGGUGGAGCAGAGCAGCCACAGAGCUCCUGUCACCACCGUAAAGACCGAGACCGGGAACGGGAACGGGACCGAGACGCGUCCCACACUCACACAAUCACAUCCUCUGGUCGCUCAUCAGCCCCUCCCCUCGCCUCCAGUUUUUACAAGUCAUCUAGCUCCGCCCACAGUGGUCACGGCUACCCCCGCAGCCAAUCAGCAUGCCCGUCUCCGGUCAGCAUGGGGCGCGCUCUGACUCCUCUGAGUUUGAAGAGGCCGCCCCCUUAUGACACUCUGAUAGCAGGAGGAAGCAUACCCCGCUCCUCUUCCUCAUCAUCAUCAUCCUCACAGAGAGCAGGAGAGGGCGGAGCUAAACUCAGUAACUCCUCCUCCGCCCACGGCUCCAUGCACAACGUCUCGGCGCGGUGCCAGACUCCCACCAGCCCGCUGGACGAACUCAACAACCUGUUUGCGUCCGGCAGGCAGGUGAUGAAGAGGGGCUCAGCAGGGAGGAAGAGCAGAGAGGGCGAAGGUGAAACAACCAGAUCUGUGGGAUGUUUGAUUUCUGCAGGAGACUCCAAGUCUCUGCCAAGACACAACAGUAAAGACAGAGACGGACAAUCCAGUCCUGUUUCCAGCAGGAUGGGGAGGUCGUCUGUGAGCCCCACCAUGAUGCUGAUGGGGGGAGGAGGAGGAGGAGAAUCAAAGACUGUGGGUAAACUGGGCCGGUCUGCAUCAACAUCAGGGGUUCCGUCUCCAGGUGGAACGCCACAGCGCCACCUCCAUGACGUCCACCACCCGGUCCUCAGCCAGAUGCCGUGGCUCUGCGGCGACGCCACCAUGAUGGAGAUGAUCGAGAAGAAGAGAGUUUUGUGCCGAGAGAUCAAAGCCCGUCAGCGGCCGGAGAAGAACCUGUGCAAACAGGACAGCAUGCCCAACCUGCCCAGCUGGAGGAGGAAGCAGCCGCCGCCAUACUCAGCCCCGCCCACCGGACACGCCACCACCGUGUUCUGGGACACCGCCAUCUGAGCUCAACCCAGAGGGACGUCCAGAACAACGUUCUCAACUGAGGCAGAGAGAAACCGAUGAGGAUGAGGAUGAUGUCAUGUUGAUGAUGAUGAUGAUGAUGAUGGUAACCAUAGUGGUGACAAUGAUGAUGAUGAAGAUCAUAAUAAUUUAUUGGUUAUUGGUUAUUGCUAAUGAUGAUGAUGGUAAUAAUAGUGGUGACGAGAGGUGGUCAUGAGGAUGGGGAUGAAGAUAAUUAUGAUGAUGAUGAUGGUGAUGAUGAUGAUGAUGAUGGAGAUGAUGGUGAUGAUGAUGGUGAUGAUGAUGAUGAUGGUGAUGAUGAUGAUGAUGAUGAUGAUGAUGGUGACGGCGAUGAUGAUGAUGAUGAUGGUAACCAUAGUGGUGACAAUGAUGAUGAUGAAGAUCAUAAUAAUUUAUAAUGAUCUUCAUCAUCGUUAUUGGUAAUGAUAAUGAUGUCAUGAUGAUGAUGGUGGUCAUAACAAUGAUAAUGAUAGGACGAUGAUGAAGAUGAUGUCUCAUCCUCAUCUUCAUCAUCAUCUUCCUCCAGAGCUGCUGGCCGGUUGAAUUUGCUGCCAGCUGAUUGGUUGAUGAGUUGAACUUUCCAGUCGUUCUUUUUGCUUUGAACAAUCAUUUGAUUCAGUUUGACGUUCACCUGCAGACUCGCCUGCUUUGAUGUUUCCACUUCCUGUCACGUGACGCAGUUUGAGUUGACUUCAUCCUCAUCUGAACCUCGUUGAUGUUCCACAGGUGACAGAAAUUAAUGUGCGUCAGUAAAUAAGCAUCGAUCAGAUCGUCGUGGUCAGACAGGAAGUGACGCUGAACACACGCCGCAGCUUCUGUUGGUCUAUCCUAGUGAGGACACUCACAUUACAAGAUGCAGUUUGAGGGUCGGACCCGGUUCUGACCUGGUUCCGGUCCAAACGGACAGCCUUUCAGCCAGGUUUUAACUCCUCAAGGCAAAGGUCCAAGCAGGUAUCCUGCUGUCCAAUCAGAGCGCAGAGCGGCGCGCAGGAGGCGUGGCUGUUCAGGUGUAGCAGAGAUUCCUGUCGUCCUUCUAGUUCUUAUUUUUUUAUCUGUAAAAUAUUCAGAUGGUUGUUUCUUUUUAAGUCGUGUAGCAGAAAAUAUGAACUCCUCUAUGUUUGAAAAGAAGACGCGGCGCAUCACAGCGAUGUGUUUUUAUAUUUCUGGAAGAAAAGAUGGUGACGUCUGUGUGUGGAGUGUAGUUGGAACGUGAACAUGUUUUUAUAAAAUAUUUUAAAACUGAGAAUAUUUUGGCAGGCUGGUUGUUGGUUUGUGAUCAUUUGCAAGUGGUGAAUUUCCAAUCCAGCCUGACUCCAGUUUGACUCCAGUUUGACUCCAGUUUGACUCCAGUUUGACUCCAGUUUGAUUCCAGUUUGAUUCCAGUUUGAUUCCCGUUUGAUUCCAGUUUGACUUCAUUGUAACUCCAGUCAGACUCUGUGGACAUUCUCAACUGGACUCAACUGUAAAUUCCAGUUUGAUUUAAGAUAAAUAUAAAUUUAGAUUUUAAAUUUCUUCCUUUAUGAUUAUUUUAUUUAUGUAUAUUAUUUGAUCAAGUUUUUCAAUCCAGUUUGACUCCAGUCUUACUCCAGUGUGAAUCCAGUUUGACAGCAACAGAACUCAACAGUAAACUAAGUGACUAGUCUGAGUUUGAACUAGAACCAGAGUUAACUAACCCGGGUUAAUCGGGUUCAGUUUGAUCCAAAUCUUACCCCAGUGUGAACACAGAUUAAAUCCAGUUUGGCUUCAUAAAUGUAGCCAGAAACGAUUCGUCCUGUUGGAUAACAGCCAUUUCCACACCACAGAGUGAAUCACACUCAAACAGUUUAUCAGGAUCUUCACCUGACCUUUGACCUGGAGGUCAGGUGGCUGUUGAUCUGCAGAUGCCUGCUGGUCCUGAUGAGCCAGGAGAAACAAAACUUCAUUCUUUCUGUGAUAAACGUGAAACGACCUGAAGCCAAGCGCAGGAUUCAGGUUGAAAUAUGCACAUGGAUUAAAUAUUAAAUAUUUAUCUGCUCACAAACUUCUCCUUUUGCACAAAAUGUUUGUCAUCAUUAUACUAAGUGCACUUCCUGAGUUUGUAAAAGUUUCCUCAAACACGAUUUAUUUGUAGUUAUUUACAGGAAAUGAACAUUAUAUCAGACUAUCUUAAUGUUUCAUGCAGUUUCUUUAGGAAAUUAUUGAAAUUGAGCUGAAAUGCUGCAGAGAAGCAGAUUGAGUUCUGAUUGGUCCAAAGAUCAGCGGUUGGAGAUGCAGCUCUCUGAUUGGUUGAUAGAAGCAUUUAAACAAUGUGUGAACGCCAACAGGCGCUCCGACUCGGAAGCUGGUUCAGAUUAUUCAUGACUUGUUCUUCAUGAACUGUGAGAAUCUGAUGGAUGCCGCGGUUUCCUGCUCUGAGAUUAUUGCACUUGUUUAUUUUUAUUGAAACUGUGAGAAAGGAAAGAACUGAUGUAUUUGAUUAUGUUUUCAUCAAUGAAGAUGAAAUAUGAAUAAAGUUGAUUUUUCUGAUCCAGAGUCCAGCCUCUUCUCUUGUUUGUGAUUUAACACUCGACUGGUUGGUUUCAAAAUGAGAACAGCA